This is a messenger RNA of Maudiozyma saulgeensis, 555 nucleotides long. Lineage: Eukaryota; Fungi; Ascomycota; Saccharomycetes; Saccharomycetales; Saccharomycetaceae. The record is from the annotation of a GenBank genome assembly.
AUGUCUGAGGGCCUACCUACUGAUACUCAGCAGCCUAUUCCAGAGGUACCAGCUGAAACUUCUCCUGCUCCGACUAAAAAAGAAAGUAAGAAACAAGCCAAGAAAAUUACAGAAGGUGAAGCGGACUUAUACUUGGACCAAUACAAUUUCACUACUACAGCUGCCAUUGUGAGUUCUGUUGACCGUAAGAUAUUUGUUCUUUUACGUGAUGGGAAACUUCUUUUUGGUGUUCUAAGGACAUUUGACCAAUAUGCCAAUCUAAUUCUUCAGCAUUGUGUUGAAAGGAUAUAUUUGACUGGUGAUCAUAAAGGAAAGUAUGCUGAAGAAGACCGUGGUAUAUUCAUGAUUCGUGGUGAAAAUGUUGUAAUGUUAGGUGAGGUUGAUAUUGACAGAGAGGACCAACCUUUAGAGACUAUGCAACAGAUUCCAUUUGCAGAAGCACAAGCUAUCAAGAAACAAACAGACGAUAAUAGAUGUGUAACAGAAACUGCAAAGAUUAAAGAGUUUGCUCGUCAUGGUUUAACUCAUGAUUUCCAUAAGACAGAUAUGUACUAG